Oryza sativa Japonica Group (Japanese rice) is the source of this 1535-nucleotide messenger RNA. Its product is annotated as NEP1-interacting protein-like 2. The record is from RefSeq and is a predicted model, not a curated record. NCBI's taxonomy places the organism in Eukaryota, Viridiplantae, Streptophyta, Magnoliopsida, Poales, Poaceae.
AAUCGUCUCAUCAUCACGAGUCGCCUGCGAAACAACAGCGAAAAGAAAAGCAAAGCUUGGAGAGAGCUUCACUUCACGUCUUCACCUUCCUCUGCUCCCGGAGAGCCUCUCCCUCUCCUCUCCUCUCGCCUCGGCCUCCUCUCUCUCUCUCUCUCUCUCUCUCUCUCUCUCUCUCUCUCUCUCUCUCUCAUCACCGCCUCCCCACGCCAACCCGCGCGACGCACGCGGCAUACCAAGAAACCGCGCGGCGCGCGCUUCCCGGGGGGGCGCCUGCCUUCGAUGGAGGUCGCGGCCGCGGAGGACGCGCUGGAGGAGAGCGGCGUGGCGGUGUACCUCCCCAGGCUUCUCGCCGGCGUCAUCUCCGGCGCUCUCACCGGCCUCUUCGCUCUCGCUGGGGCCUUGACCGGAGCGGUGACCGGCGCGCUGGCCGGAAGGGCUUCAGACAGCGGCGUGCUCCGGGGAGCUGGAUUGGGGGCGUUCGCCGGAGCUGUGCUCUCCAUUGAGGUCCUCGAGGCUUCUCGUGCUUAUUGGUGCUCGGACCGGCUGGGCUCUCAUGGCACAUCCUCCAUGGCAGAUUUCAUAGAGCAGCUCCUCCAAGCGCGGUUUGUGCAAGAGCAAAUUGUACCUUCAGGAUAUGCAACGCAUCGUUGGCAGGUCAGCAUUUCAGAUUUUGGUCAUGAUGAUCUGUAUGAUAUUUUUGGAGAUUGUUCAUCCAAAGGGCUUUCACGGGAGUCACUGAAUAAAUUACCACACUAUGUGGUCACUGACCAAACACGGAACUCGUUUGGUGAAGACCUCUCUUGCACUAUCUGCCUGCAGGUACAUUUAUCAAAAUUAGCUUUAUGUUGUCGACAAACCUGCCUGGCUGCCUUGCACAAUUUUGCACAUGGUUUAGGUUCAACAACGAUAAUAAAAGCAAAACAACAUCCAUUUCAUGAUUGCAGACAAUAUAGUGAAUGUUUAGUUAGCAUAUUUGAGCUUUCUCCUUUUUGGCAAAGUUUGUUAAGAAAAUCAAGAUCACCAGUGAUUUGAAAAUUGGUGAUAGCAUACCACUACAAGUCUCCAUCUGGUUGUUAGUGAUGGCUGAUCACAUAUAGUAGUAACUGUUCUAAACAUAAUUGCCAAGGGGGUAAAUGGGAAGACAUCUUCAAAUUAUUCAUGAAAUUCUUUUGACCUUCUUCAUAGAACGUUUUAAACCUAACUCGUCCUGACCAUUGAAUACGGUCUAUUACUUGAUCAAUGAUUUCCAACCAGAAACCAAAGCUUUUCCCGACCUUGUUGAACCAGGAAAUGCGGCCCAUUUUUUAGAUUGAUAAAUGAAACAUUCAAGUACAUAUAUAUAGCUGGAUAGUAGAUAUGACAUGAUUGUUAUGGUGUGAUAUGUAGAGCAGGGAGAUGCAACGACCUCCGUUUUUAUGUUCCCCUUUUGUGGCAACUUGCAUACCAAAUUAUGCCUGCUACUAAAUGCAAUGUGGUUAGGAUUUGCUUUGCAACUUGCUCACUCCCUACACACACUCAAUGUCACUGCUUAAUUA